GCAAUCCUGACCAAAUUUGAGGAACAAAUAAGAAUGUGUAUGGUUAACUUAACUUGUGAACUUUAAUUUAAUAUUUUAAUCUGAUGUUUUUACAGUGAUUUAAAAUAUUCGAAAUAAAUUGCUCCACUGUGUUUCAACCAAAACUUUUUGUAAUAAUGGUUUAUUAUUUUACAAGUGAAGUUGUGCAACCACCAGUAACAUUAUUUAUGGGAAUUGAUCAAUAUGAAAAUGAGGAUCUUAUUAGAUGGGGGUGGCCAGAAGAUGUUUGGUUUCAUGUUGAUAAAUAUUCUUCAGCACAUGUAUAUCUUCGUCUUCAUCUUGGACAAACAAUAGAUGAUAUACCUAGUGCAGUUUUAGAAGAUGCUGCACAAUUAGUAAAAGCAAAUAGUAUUGAAGGAAGUAAAAUGAAUGAUGUUGAUGUAGUAUAUACAAUGUGGUCAAAUCUGAAAAAGACACAAGGAAUGGAAAUAGGAGAAGUUGGUUUCCAUAGAGAUAAAGAUGUUCGAAAAAUUCAUGUUACAAAACGAAUAAAUACUAUUAUUAAUCGAUUGAACAAAACUAAACGUUCAGAGCAAGUAAAUUUAAGAACAGAAAGAGAACAACGAGACAAAAAUGAACGAGAAGAUAAAAAAAAACUUUUAAAAGAACAAAAAGAAAGAGAAAAAGCAGAAGAAAAACGGAGAAAGGAAGAAGCAGAAAUGAGGAGUUAUAAUUCUUUAUUUAAUACAUCUAAUAUGACAUCAAAUACAGAAAAUAGUGGAUAUGAUUCAGAUGAUUUUAUGUGAUUAAAUUAUUAAUAUUAUUUGUGAUUUUUGUCUAUUUACUAUAAUUUGAAAUAAUAGAUAAAUAUAUUUAAAAGAAAAAUUAUUAUGUAUAAUUUUGAAAUUUAAUUUGGUUAAUU
Molecule: messenger RNA, 901 nt
Organism: Apis laboriosa (Himalayan honeybee)
Lineage: Eukaryota; Metazoa; Arthropoda; Insecta; Hymenoptera; Apidae
Product: coiled-coil domain-containing protein 25
Exons: 6
Coding region: 156-785 (209 amino acids)
Source: RefSeq, a predicted model, not a curated record